AUGGGUAUGGUACAAUAUUACCAUUCAUUUCUUCCAAAUUUGGCAACAACCUUCGCACCUUUGCAUAAGCUUUUUAAAAAAGAUGCCCAGUGGAAAUGGACGUCCGAAUGUCAAAAAGCUUAUGAUGUUUGUAAACAAAGUCCUACUAGUGAUACCCUGUUAGUACACUACGAUUUAAAUAGGAAAUUAAGACUUGCUUGUGAUGCAUCAAGUUACGGACUUGGUGCCGUUCUGAGUCAUGUGUUGGACAAUGGUCAGGAAAGACCAAUUGCUUACGCAUCUCGCACACUUAGUCAAACUGAGAAAAAUUAUGCCCAAAUUGAGCGUGAGGCAUUGUCGAUAGUGUUCGGGGUAAAGAAAAAAUUUCACCAGUUUCUGUAUGGUCGAAAUUUUACAUUGAUCACAGAUCACAAACCACUAUUGGCAAUUUUGGGUCCUAGGUCUGCAAUUACCACACUUGCUGCUGCAAGGAUGCAAAGGUGGGCAUUGAUACUCUCUGCCUAUGAUUAUGUGAUAGAAUACAAAUCAUCUGAAAAACAUGCUAAUUGUGAUGCACUCUGUAGGUUGCAACAUCAAAACUCAACUAUAGGUAGUGAGAGUGCAAUCUACCAGGUAAGUGCAAUCGAUGAUGAUUUUCCAAUUACUGCAAAAGAUAUUGGGAAGGCAACUAAAGUUGAUUCUGUUCUCUGUAAAGUAUAUUAUUAUAUCAUGUCAGGUUGGCCUGAGAAUUGUCAGGAUGAAAAUCUGAGACCAUAUCAUAACCGAAAGCUGGAAUUAUCCUGCGAACAAGAUUGUGUUCUGUGGGACUCCAGAGUGGUUAUUCCACCAGUUUUUAGAGAGAAAUUGCUCAAUAAAUUACAUUGGGAACAUCCAGGUGUACGCGGAAAGAAAGCAAUUGCACGCACCUGUGUUUGGUGGCCCAAGAUGGUGAGGAUAUUGAGAGGGCUGUGAAAGCUUGCACAGUGUGUCAGUCGGUAAGAAACACCCCUCCUCAUGCCCCACUGAUACCAUGGAAAUGGCUGACCAGACCAUUUCAACGUGUUCAUAUUGAUUUCUGUCAAGAAGGUAAGGAUUAUUUUCUUGUGGUAAUUGACAACCACUCAAAGUGGAUUGAAGUAAAACAUAUGACCUCUACUACUACCUAACGUACUCUUGAUGAGCUUCGAUUGAUCUUUGCUGUUUAUUGUUUGCCAGAGGAGGUAGUGUCCGACAAUGGACCUCAAUUUACAGUCAAGCACACAUUAGUCCCCCCCAUAUCAUCCGCAAUCAAUUGGGGCAGCGGAAAGGUCCGUGAGAGUGGUUAAAGAAGCUUUAGCCAAACAAGUUAUUCAAGGCACCCAAGGUGUGUCUAUGAAACAUAGACUGGCAAAUUUUCUCCUUAGGUAUCGAACCACUCCUCACAGCACCAUAGGUGUGUCGCCAGGAGAGUUGAUGAUGAAGCGCCGUUUGAGAACAAGGUUGAGUUUGGUUAAACCUGAUCUAGCACAGGUCGUAGAGGGAAAGCAAGAACAGCAGAAAGUGUAUAAAGAUGGGAAAGGAAAGAGUGAGAGAACAUUUGAGAAAGAGGAAAGAGUGCGCGUGUAA
Messenger RNA from Paramuricea clavata, 1584 nucleotides. The record is from the annotation of a GenBank genome assembly. Lineage: Eukaryota; Metazoa; Cnidaria; Anthozoa; Malacalcyonacea; Plexauridae.